AUGAACCCACCACCCCAGCAAGAAUCUGAACAAAAAGGGAGUGCUAAAGAGGCUUUGAAGAAAGCAUCAUGUGCUUCGGUUCUCACAUUGGCCUAUCAGAGUCUUGGAGUUGUUUAUGGUGAUCUCAGUACUUCUCCGCUCUAUGUUUACAAAACAACAUUUUCCGGGAAGCUCAGACUUCAUGAGGACGAUGAUGAGAUUUAUGGGGUGCUCUCAUUCAUUUUCUGGACAUUUACUCUCAUUGCCCUUUGCAAAUACGUGUUCAUUGUCAUGUCUGCAGAUGAUAAUGGUGAAGGUGGAACUUUUGCAUUGUACUCAUUGUUGUGCAGGCAUGCAAGACUUGGGAUCCUUCCCAAUCAACAGGAUGUGGAUAAGAGAUUGUCGUCUUAUGCAAUAGAGGAUUCAGCAGACACGUGGGAGAGUUCUGCUCUCAAGUCUUUGUUUGAGAAGCACCCCAACAUCCGAAAUGGCCUCUUGAUUUUUGUUCUUCUGGGGACGUGUAUGAUGAUUGGUGAUGGCAUUUUUACACCAGCUAUAUCAGUUCUUUCAGCUGUUUCGGGCAUCCAAGUUAAAGCGACAAACCUUCACGAGAAUUAUGUUGUGGUUAUAUCCUGCAUCAUUCUGGUGAUCCUAUUCUCUAUUCAACAUCAUGGAACAAAUAGAGUUGCUUUUUUGUUUGCACCCAUCGUGGCGUCCUGGCUUUUGUGUAUCAGUGGUAUUGGAAUAUAUAACAUCAUGAAGUGGAACCCGCAGAUAUAUCGAGCUCUUUCUCCAUAUUAUAUGUUAAAAUUUCUGAAGCAAAGAGGUUGGGAAGGUUGGGUUUCCCUAGGUGGAGUAGUCCUUUCAAUCACAGGUGUGGAGACAAUGUUUGCUGAUCUAGGCCAUUUCUCUGCCCUGUCAAUUAAGGUUGCUUUUACAUUUCUGGUAUAUCCAUGCCUGAUUUUAGCAUAUUUGGAAGCCGUAUUCUGGCCAGUAUUCGUGGUGGCAACUUUAGCAGCCGUAGUGGGAAGCCAAGCUGUGAUUUCUGCUGCAUUUUCGAUUGUUAGUCAGUGCUACGCGUUGCAUUGUUCUCCCCGUGUAAAGAUUGUCCAUACUUCGAGCAAAAUACACGGUCAAAUUUACAUUCCAGAAGUUAACUGGAUACUAAUGUGCCUGUGUUUAACAGUAACAGUUCUACUCAGAGACACAAACAGGAUUGGACAUGCUUAUGGACUAUCAGUCACAUCUGUCAUGUUCGUGACAACAUGCUUAAUGACUUUAGUGAUGAUAAUUGUAUGGAAGCAGAAGGUUCUGAUGGCUGUUGCCUUCUUAGUUUUUUUCGGAUCAAUAGAGCUUCUGUACUUGUCGUCAGCCUUCUUGAAGAAACAUCAGUAUGAUGAGGAGAACAAAGUCUCCAUGGAAAGGAUACUAUCUUUGGGACCUAGCCUCGGAAUGGUAAGAGUUCCCGGCAUAGGGCUUGUUUACACCAGUCUAGUGACAGGAAUACCAGCCGUAUUUGGACAUUUCGUGACGAAUUUGCCGGCUUUUCAUCAAGUGCUAGUUUUUGUUUGUGUGAAAUCUGUUCAAGUCCCAUACAUCAGUGAGGAAGAAAGGUUUCUGGUAAGCAGGAUAUAUUCCAAAGAGUAUGGCAUGUACAGGUGCAUCAUCAGGUAUGGUUACAAAGAUGUGCAACAAGAAAACUAUGACUUUGAAAACAGGCUGGUCUGUGAAAUCAUCAGUUUCAUACAAAUGGAAUGCACAUGUUCCGAAAUCAGUGGUCAUGAUGAUCAAGGGCUUAAUAUUUCCGAACACAGAUACUCCUGUCCGAAUCAUGAUGCAAUGAUGCAGCCUGUCGGCGACAACAUUCAUGUACUAAUAUCAGGCGGCGAAAGUUGCGCGAGACCUCAGUUAAAGGAUGAGGCAGCACACAUACUGAGAGCUAGAGAAUCUGGAAUGGCUUACAUCAUGGGGAGGUCCUAUGCCAGGGCGAAGAAAUCCGCAUCGAUUUUGAAGAAAUUUGCCAUUGACAUUGUAUAUUCUUUCUUAAGCAGGAAUAGUAGAGGGCCUGAAAUGGUAUUGAAUGUCCCUCAUGCUUCGUUGCUGGAAGUUGGGAUGGUUUACCAUGUCUAG
This is a messenger RNA of Oldenlandia corymbosa var. corymbosa, 2109 nucleotides long. The record is from the annotation of a GenBank genome assembly. NCBI's taxonomy places the organism in Eukaryota, Viridiplantae, Streptophyta, Magnoliopsida, Gentianales, Rubiaceae.